This is a messenger RNA of Monomorium pharaonis (pharaoh ant), 1586 nucleotides long. RefSeq lists its product as uncharacterized. The transcript has 8 exons. Bases 24 to 1547 code for a protein of 507 amino acids. NCBI's taxonomy places the organism in Eukaryota, Metazoa, Arthropoda, Insecta, Hymenoptera, Formicidae. The record is from RefSeq and is a predicted model, not a curated record.
AUUGGAAAACGUUAAUAGGAAAUAUGUACAAUUGCCAUAUGGAAAUGAAAAAUAUGCUAUUUUUUCUUUGUUACAUGCUCACAUAUAAUUUGUAUCCAAUUCCAUACAGAAUGUCCCAGAAACUUUAUAUGAUAGUUCUAUUUGAAGAUGGACUUCAAAUUAUUCCAAAUAAUUGGUACAAUGAAAAAUUAAACACAUCUAAAUGGCCUAAGUUUUUAUCAAAUCAACGGUAUGAUAAAGCUGUUAUAAAUAUGGAAGAGCCACAAUCUACUUGGGAGGAACAUUCCAUUUUGAAAAUAUUUGGAACAUAUACAAACUAUGCAGUGGCGAGAAUGAAAUUAAAACAGGCCGAAGAAUUGUCCGAAAUAGACUCUUGUACUGAACAAGAAGAAUAUCUAAAAAAUACGAGAAAGCUUAGAGCUGCUAAAUAUGACAGUUCAAGCAGUAAAAGCAGUAACAAUGAAGAUGAAAUUUCGUCAGAAAUUUUAUCGGAUCUUCCAAAUAUUCCAUCUAAAUGUUCAGUAACUGUUACUAAAACGAAAAGAAAAUCAACUGCAGAACGAAAAGAUUAUAAACAUGUUAAAAAUUCUAGCGGAAAAUUUGUGAGAAAAGUACAAAUAGACAAUACAUUAAAUGCUGCGUCUAAUUUUACAACAAUGAAGGAAGAAGAUGCACAACUCAGAGAAAAUUUCCGUUUCGAUGAUGAUUUGCUGAUAGGCAAUAUGAAUAAUAAAAAUAUCUUAAAUUCCCCUCUAAUAUCAGGCAACAAAAUAACAAGUCCAAAUGUGAAUUCUAAACAAGAUGCACAACACAUUGAAAAUGUGAUGAUUGCUGAAUUACUGAUAGACGAUGAAGGUAAUGAGAGUUUUAUAAUUCCAUCUACAUCAUCAAAAAAUAAAAGUAAUAGCUUUGUAAUUUCGUCUACAUCAUCAAACAAUGAAAAUAAUAAGAGCUUUGUUAUUCCGUCUAUAAUGUCUACAUCAUCAAUAGAAAACAAUCAAAACUUGAGUUCUAAUCGAGGAGAAUCUCAGGAUUAUAAACAAUUUCUCGUUAAAAAAGUAAUAAAAAUUGACUUAAAAGUCAAUAACAUUGAAAAGUAUUUAAAACUUGUCCUACAAAAAAUGUCAAAUAAUACGGCAGUACCUGAACCUGAACGGAAGGAAAUUAUAGAUAUAUAUCAAGAUUUGCCAUUAAAGGACAAAAAUGAUCUGGACUCAAUGGAAGUACAACUGACUAAUAAUACUAUUUAUCGAGAUGAAAUGAUUAAACAAUUGGCACGUUCAACAUGUAAAGACUUAAAAGCUUCGUGUUUGCGUAUAAUGAAGCAAACAUUUUCCAAUGAGGUGGCAAUUCGUUACAGCUGGUAUGGUGCUAAAAAGAAAGACAAUUUUUCAAAAUUGAUGAUAUGCAAAGUAAUUAUUAAGGUGUUAAGAAAUGCACAUGCUAAGGCAACCGACGAGGAAAUAUCAACUCCACUAAAAAUAUGGCUUGCCCAUGCAAAAGAGCGCAUGGAAAGGGAAAGAGGAAAAGGAAGAGAAAUAGAGUAACUUGAUUGAUGAUAUAGUGAUAUAGUGAUAAAAGAAAAA